This is a messenger RNA of Gavia stellata (red-throated loon), 780 nucleotides long. RefSeq names its product E74 like ETS transcription factor 5 (gene ELF5). Gene Ontology annotation, biological process: cell differentiation; regulation of transcription by RNA polymerase II. Bases 4 to 780 code for a protein of 258 amino acids. Lineage: Eukaryota; Metazoa; Chordata; Aves; Gaviiformes; Gaviidae. The transcript has 7 exons. The record is from RefSeq and is a predicted model, not a curated record. Gene Ontology annotation, cellular component: nucleus. Gene Ontology annotation, molecular function: sequence-specific DNA binding; DNA-binding transcription factor activity, RNA polymerase II-specific.
GUGAUGCUGGAGUCAGUAACUCAGAGCACGUUUCUGUCAAACACAAUGGUUUGUGAUCCCCUGAUGUCUUGGACAGAGUUAUUUGGGACAACCGAAGAUGACUAUACCACCUGUGAUCAUCAGAGAGGAUGUGAUUCUUAUUCUUUAUGGACAUCCAUCCUCCCAGAAUACUGGAGUAAACACAACGUCUGUGAAUGGUUGCAGUUUUGCUGUGACCAGUACAAACUAGAUGCCAACUGCAUUUCCUUUUCCCACUUUAAUAUCAAUGGCUUACAGUUGUGCAACAUGACCCAGGAAGAGUUCCUAGAUGCUGCAGGCAUUUGUGGCGAAUACUUGUAUUUCAUCUUACAGAAUAUCAGGAUGCACGGCAUUUCCUUUUUUACUGAUGCAGAAGAAACAAAGUCAUCCCUUAAGGACUCCUGUGAUAAGGCAUGCGUGAGGGCAGGUAGCAUCAACGGCCAAGAAUGUCCCAGUCAUGGUAGAACAAAUCUGCAGAAUUCUCAUUUGUGGGAAUUUGUAAGAGAUCUGCUCCUUUCUCCUGAAGAAAAUGGUGGCAUCCUGGAAUGGGAGGACAGGGGACAAGGCAUUUUUCGGGUUGUUAAAUCAGAAGCUCUGGCGAAGAUGUGGGGUCAAAGGAAGAAAAAUGACAGAAUGACGUAUGAAAAAUUGAGCAGAGCUCUCCGUUACUAUUAUAAAACCGGCAUUUUGGAACGAGUGGACAGAAGGCUGGUGUACAAAUUUGGAAAGAAUGCCCAUGGAUGGCAGGAGAACAAGAUAUGA